Heterostelium album PN500 is the source of this 192-nucleotide messenger RNA. Its product is annotated as YqaE/Pmp3 family membrane protein. The transcript is spliced from 2 exons. Lineage: Eukaryota; Evosea; Eumycetozoa; Acytosteliales; Acytosteliaceae. The coding region runs from base 1 to 192 and encodes 63 amino acids. The record is from RefSeq and is a predicted model, not a curated record. Gene Ontology annotation, cellular component: membrane.
AUGGGUUUCUGUUCAAAGGUCGGUCUUGUUAUCUUGGCCAUUAUUUUCCCUCCCUUAGCCGCCCUCAUCUGUGUAGGAUGUAGUGGACAUUUCUGGCUCAAUGUUUUGCUUACUAUUCUUGGUUGGAUUCCAGGUGUGAUUCAUGCUUUGUAUCUUGUUCUUUCAGGAAAGCAUCAUAAUCACCACAGUUAA